AUGCUGCUGAACCACGAGGCCAACCUCCCCCCGCCUGCCAUUCUUCCUGGUACAACAGUCCAGUUUCCCCACGUCCUCGUCGGUGGUGCCACCUUACUUCUCCGCAAUAAUCUGAUGCGGGCAUACCCUGGGGCAGCCCUAUCUGAGGAGAAGGUAUUCAACUACCGCUGGUCAAGAGCCAGGAGGAUCACUGAGAACACUUUUGGGAUUUUGGCGGCGAGAUGGCGAAUCCUUGGACGGCCCCUCAAAUGCUUUCCAAACAAAGCCAUAACAAUUGUGAAGGCCUGUGUGGUGCUGCACAACUACCUCGCCUACACCGAUGAGGGCAACACUGAACCCUGCUGCUACAUCACACCCUCAUUUGUGGAUGUGGACACAGUGGGACAGCUGCAAGAGGGUGAGUGGCGAAGAGUGACUGCAGGAAGCCUGGAGGACCUCGCCCCCUACCAGCUAACCCGUGCAGGGUCCACACGAGCAGCCAGGGCUGUGCGCACAGAUCUGACAACCUUUUUCACCUCUAACAUUGGCAUGGUGGCAUGGCAGUAUGACGUCGUACGGCGAGGACUGCUCAAUCAUGUAGAGCAUUAG
Knipowitschia caucasica is the source of this 588-nucleotide messenger RNA. The record is from the annotation of a GenBank genome assembly. Lineage: Eukaryota; Metazoa; Chordata; Actinopteri; Gobiiformes; Gobiidae.